AUGUCGGAUGACGAUUCGAGGGCCAGCACCAGCUCCUCCUCAUCAUCGUCCUCCAACCAGCAGACCGAGAAGGAAGCAAACACCCCCAAGAAGAAGGAGAGUAAAGUCAGCAUGAGUAAAAACUCCAAACUCCUCUCCACCAGCGCCAAGAGGAUUCAGAAGGAACUGGCUGACAUCACCUUAGACCCUCCGCCCAACUGCAGCGCUGGUCCCAAAGGUGAUAACAUCUACGAAUGGAGAUCAACCAUCCUGGGGCCGCCAGGGUCUGUCUAUGAGGGGGGAGUGUUCUUCCUCGAUAUCACCUUUACACCAGAGUAUCCCUUCAAGCCUCCAAAGGUUACGUUUCGGACGAGAAUCUAUCACUGUAACAUUAACAGUCAAGGCGUUAUUUGCUUGGACAUAUUGAAAGAUAACUGGAGCCCCGCGUUGACCAUUUCUAAAGUCCUCCUCUCUAUCUGCUCGCUUCUUACAGACUGCAAUCCCGCCGACCCUUUGGUGGGAAGCAUUGCUACCCAGUAUAUGACCAACAGAGCUGAGCAUGACCGAAUGGCCAGACAAUGGACCAAGAGAUACGCCACCUAA
This is a messenger RNA of Elephantulus edwardii (Cape elephant shrew), 582 nucleotides long. RefSeq names its product ubiquitin-conjugating enzyme E2E 1 (gene UBE2E1). Gene Ontology annotation, cellular component: nucleus. Gene Ontology annotation, biological process: protein polyubiquitination. The record is from RefSeq and is a predicted model, not a curated record. The transcript has 5 exons. Bases 1 to 582 code for a protein of 193 amino acids. Gene Ontology annotation, molecular function: ubiquitin conjugating enzyme activity. Lineage: Eukaryota; Metazoa; Chordata; Mammalia; Macroscelidea; Macroscelididae.